This is a messenger RNA of Triticum aestivum (bread wheat), 2772 nucleotides long. RefSeq lists its product as uncharacterized. The coding region runs from base 157 to 2436 and encodes 759 amino acids. The record is from RefSeq and is a predicted model, not a curated record. Gene Ontology annotation, molecular function: catalytic activity. Lineage: Eukaryota; Viridiplantae; Streptophyta; Magnoliopsida; Poales; Poaceae. The transcript is spliced from 8 exons.
CACUGAAGCCGUUCACGUGCACGCUCGUCCUUCCGGCGCCGAACUGGAGCGGCACCGGCAUAAAUACCACCCGGCCGCCCCGCUCCCGUGUCCACCGCAAACACAACCCAACCCAACACACACACGCCUAGCUCUAGCUUGAGAGAGAGGGAGAGGAUGGCGGGAGCGGUGAACGGCGUGGAGGCAGCGCAAGCUCAGGGCGGCGGCGCGGCGGCGGGGGAGGCGGCGAUCAGGCACCGGACGGUGGAGGCGAACGGCAUCGCGAUGCACGUGGCGGAGUCCGGGCCGGAGGACGGGCGGGCGGUGCUGUUCCUGCACGGCUUCCCGGAGCUGUGGUACUCGUGGCGGCACCAGAUGGCGCACCUCGCCGCGCGGGGCUACCGGUGCGUGGCGCCCGACCUGCGCGGCUACGGCGGCACGGAGGCGCCGGCCGACGUCGCGUCCUACACCGCCUUCCACGUCGUCGGCGACGCCGUCGCGCUGCUCGACGCCCUCGGCAUCGGCAAGGUGUUCGUGGUGGGGCACGACUGGGGCGCCAUCAUCGCCUGGUACCUCUGCCUCUUCCGCCCGGACCGGGUGACGGCGCUCGUCAACACCAGCGUCGCCUUCAUGCGCCACGUCUUCAUCCGCGCCGGCGCCGCCGCCGUCAAGACCACCGACUACUUCAACCAAGCCUACGGCCCGACCUACUACAUCUGCCGCUUCCAGGAGCCGGGGGUGGCGGAGAAGGAGUUCGCGCCGGCGCACGCGAGGCACCUGAUGACGCGGAUCCUGAGCGACCGCUUCAGCGAGCGCGCGGCGGGCAAGGAGCCCAAGGACGGCGGCGACGACGACGCCGAGGCGCUCCCGCCGUGGCUCACGGAGGCGGACAUCGACUACUUCGCCGCGGCGUUCGAGAAGACGGGCUUCACGGGCGCCAUCAACUACUACCGCAACAUGGACCGGAACUGGGAGCUGGCGGCGCCGUGGGCGGACGCCAAGGUGGCGGUGCCGACCAAGUUCAUCGUGGGGGACGGCGACCUGACGUACCACUACGCCGGGAUACAGGACUACCUGCACAAGGGCGGGCUCAAGGCGGACGUGCCGCUGCUGGAGGAGCUGGUCGUCGUCCCCGGCGCCGGCCACUUCAUCCAGCAGGAGCGGGCGCAGGAGGUCAGCGACCACAUCCACGAUUUCAUCGCCAAGUUCAAAAUUGUCAUAUUUGCCACCCUUGCAACAACUAAAAUUGUCAAACUGAAUGUUGACGGGGCUGUAGCAAAAUCAUCAAAUACAGACCCGUCGACACGUCUGAGUCAAAAGGCAGCAACGCCCAAGUCCCAUUUCCCCACCCGGCACAAUCUCACCCGAGCUCAGCUCAGCAUCCCAAAGCGGCACUGCACGACACAACCGUCGAUUCGAAGCGACAGAGUCCAGCCGGUUCGUCCGACCAUGGCGGCGGCGGCGGCGGCGCCGGAGAUCAGGCACCGGCAGGUGGAGGCGAACGGCAUCACGAUGCACGUCGCGGAGGCCGGCCCGGCCUCCGCCGCGGCGCCCGCGGUGCUCUUCGUGCACGGCUUCCCGGAGCUCUGGUACUCGUGGCGCCACCAGAUGGGGCACCUGGCGGCCCGGGGCUACCGCUGCGUCGCCCCCGACCUCCGCGGCUACGGGGGAACCUCCGCGCCGCCCGACCCCGCCUCCUACACCGCCUUCCACGUCGUCGGGGACCUCGUCGCGCUCCUCGACGCCCUCCGUCUCCGCCAGGUGUUCGUGGUGGGGCACGACUGGGGCGCCAUCGUGUCGUGGAACCUCUGCCUGCUGCGGCCGGACCGGGUGCGCGCGCUCGUCAACCUCAGCGUCGCCUUCAUGCCCCGCCACCCCUCCGCAAAGCCCCUCGACUACUUCCGCCGCGCCUACGGGGACGACUACUACGUCUGCAAAUUCCAGGAACCUGGAUAUGAGGCACAAUUCGCUAGUCUUGACUUGAAGAGGUUCUUCAAAAUGGCGAUAACUGUUCAAACCACAGGUUCUUCUGCUAUGUCCCUCCAAAAAAUGCAGUCAAGCAACAAGCAAAUAACACUGCCUUCUUGGCUCUCCGAGGAGGAUGUCAGUUACCUAGCAAGUGUAUAUGCAAAAACUGGCUUUGCUGGUGGCCUUAAUUACUACCGCUGUCUAGACCUGAACUGGGAGCUGAUGGCGCCAUGGACCGGAGCGAAAGUGCAAGUGCCGACCAAGUUCAUCGUCGGGGACGGUGACCUGGCAUACCAUCACCCAGGAGUCAAAGGCUACAUACACAAGGGUGGGCUCAAGAGAGACGUGCCCAUGCUCGACGAGGUGGUGGUGAUCAAAGAUGCCGGACACUUCAUCCAGCAGGAGAGAGCACAGGAGAUCAGCGAACACAUCUAUGAAUACAUCAAGAAGUUCAGCACAGACCCCACACAUAAAUUAUCAAAAUUGUGAGGUCACUCGUUGAUGUACAAAAUUAAUAAAAAUACCUGUAUUUGAGUAUGCGGCCGUGAGAUAGUUGUACAACUUCAAAGCCUGUUGGUUCAUGCACUGAAAUGAGGUACUUGUAUGCACUGGCGGAGCUUAGUGCAAGCAAAACUGGGCUGUGGCCCGCCCAGUUUUGCUGCAAACCAAUGGGCCUUUAGGCAGAAAUGGGCCGUGGAGGUAAAAAACGUUGGGCUUUCUUCAAGCUGGCCCGCCCAGUCAUUUUGAUGUAGCUCUGCUACUACUUGUAUGCAACUUGUACAACUUCAAAGCCUGUUCGUUCAAGCACUGAAAAUCUCACGUGGA